GGAGCCUUUCUGCAGAGGGAGCACCGGCAGAGUUUGCAUUGCAAGAUCUCCUUUGCUGCGCCCCUCCCGGCCUUUGAGGGAAUAGAAAUGGGAGGGCCACCAAGGGCUGGGACUUGAACCUAGGCCUCAAUUCCGCGACCCUCUGCAUGUUCUGGGUUCCCCCUGGCAGGAAUCCCUGGGGCGCUCCUGGCUCCGCCCGGGAACUCAGGCAAGGCUUGGUGGGUCUCCUUUGUCUAGAGCAGGCAUCCCCAAACUUCGGCCCCUCCAGAUGUUUUGGACUACAAUUCCCAUCUUCCCCGACCACUGGUUCUGUUAGCUAAGGAUCAUGGGAGUUGUAGGCCAAAACAUCUGGAGGGCCGCAGUUUGGGGAUGCCUGGUCUAGAGAUGGGGUGCCCAAGCUUUUUUCGAAGAGGACCAGAUUUAAUGACAUGAACAUGCAUGAGGGCCAACCAAAGUUGUUGACCUUUUUUAUGAUUUUAUCCCUGGUCUAGAGAGAGGGAGUCCAUGGAAGGGUUAUUGGAGGGGCGAGAGAGGCCUGGAUAGAGACCUCACCCUGUCUCCCUCCUCUCCCCCCUACCUGCCACAAGUCCACUGAUUGGGAGAGAUUUGGCGGGAGGGCAGAGGAAGUUGGGGGGCUGAGGGAGGAAGUGUGAAGUAUCCCUGGGGGAGGAAUCGAAGCCAUCUUGGAGAAAGAGAGACUUGGGGUCUGCCUGCGUUGAUUUCUCCUUCCUGCCCAGGAAUCUGACAUGACUUCAAGUCUGCCCUGAUCCACCCACCCUCUCUUCCCUUGAAGCUCAGUCCUUCCCCUGCCAUAAGUCCCAGAUCAGCUGCUGCAUGGGGUGCUGGGGGUGUUGUUGUUUAGUCGUUUAGUCGUGUCCGACUCUUCGUGACCCCAUGGACCUGGGGGUGUUAUAGCAAGUCUAACCAUUGGGGGAAAGAGGAAAGGGAGGGUGCCCACUCUAUUAUUUCCACCCUUUGAGGCUUUUGUCUUGGCAAUUACAGUCUCACCCACAUGCCUGUGUUUCUGUGAAGAAACAUCAAAAGGGUUCCUACCCAGAGAUAACUGUUCCCCACUCCUCUCCAUUCCACCAGGUUUCCAUUAUUCCCACUAUAUCAGUUCUCACAUCUGUGGGAUUUAAGCUAUUGGGAAGAUUGCUAUGGAAAUGAGUGGGGUUCCCCCAAGCCUGUGUAAUCAUUAUUGCAAUUGUUAUUUUUAUUUAUUUAUUGAAUCUGUUAGUCACUUUCCCUUGCCCAGGACAGCCCAAAGGGACUCACAACAGUUGUUGUUGUUACAACAGUUGUUGUUGUUGUUGUUAUGUUCCACGGUGACACUCCAAGGUCUUCUUUGUCCUGUUUCCUAUACUUCGGGGGGCACAGAGAAGGCUGUUCUCAGGGCCUGCUCCACCGUUAGGCAGGAGGCAGCAGAUGCAGAGAAGGGCAAGGAGGGAGUGUCAUUUGGCUUGUCCUGAUUUAACCCUCUAUCCUCUCAUCCAGUGGAAGGUGUGGUUCCAUUGCCAGUGUCCAAGACACAAUACAGCAGCCUCGGGAAGUCAAUGGUGCAGGGUGAUUUGGGAAUGUGUGCAGUUGGACUAUAUCAGGAAGAUGUUGGAGAUCAUGGAGGAAGGAGGAAAUGAAAUACAGCUAUUCAGCAUUUUCAGAAGAGGGGGAAGAAGGGGAGAGUGUGUCCCACUAGAUAAGACUCCCAUCAUCCCUGGCCAUGGGCCACCCUUGCUUUGGCAGGUGGUACUUUGUGUCCAACCACAUCUGGAGGGUCAGAGAUGCCUCACCUCAGCAUAGAAGGUUCCUCUAGGGCAGCAUUUCUCAACCUUGGAUCCCCAGAUGUUCUUGUACCACAACUUCCAUGAACACUGACCACUGGCCCUGAUGGCUAGGAAUGAUGGGAAUUGUAGUCCCACAACAUCUGGGGACCCAAGGUCAAGAAAGACUGCUCUAGGGCUCAGUGUUAUUUGGGAGUUGGUUGAACUGGAUCUUAAGGGUUCUUGAGAAAUUUCCCAGGGAUUAUGGUAUCUAGACCUAUCUGGGGUCGUCAACAGGUUUACCACACCUAUCAGCCAAUCACCUAUUCCCACCACCCUUUUGAGUAAUACCCUUGCCACGCUCCCACUAUAUAUAAGGGUCUGGUGACUUCUGUUUCAGUGUAUCUGAAGAAGUGUGCAUGCACACAAAAGCUCAUACCAGUGACAAUCUUAGAUGGUCUCUUAAGGAGCUACUGGAAGGAAUUUUUUCUAUUUUAUUUUUAUCUAGACCCUAAUACUAUUGUAAGAUAAUGCUGCUUCAUUAACGUUGAUUGAGGGUUAGGAAAGGCUGAUGAUGCAUUGCAAUUAUUUGACAUUAUUUCAUUUGCCUUUCCUAAAAAAUUGUAACAUAUGGAGGACAGGAGAUAAUACAGUCAUAUCUCGGUUUAAGUACACUUCGGUUUGAAUACUUUCAGUUUAAGUACUCAGCGGACCUGUCUGGAACAGAUUAAUCCACAUUCCAUUACUUUCCAUGGGAAAGUUCGCUUCAGGUUAAGUGCGCUUCAGCUUAAGUGCUCUUCAGCUUAAGUACAGACUUCCAGAACCAAUUGUGUACUUAGACCGAGGUUAAAAUAUGUUAAAAUAAGAGAAGGUGCUAAUUGAUGUGUGUAAUAUUCCUUUGUUCUCUUCCUAUAAAACAAAUAGGAUUCCCCACCCGCCCGUCAAAAGAAGACAAUGGAGAAGGCAGUCAAAAUUCUGGUGGGCCAAAUCCAAUGCGAAUAACGAAAAAACCAUUUAAAUACAUGGAGUGUGGGAAGAGGAGAGGAUAAACAAUUUGAAAGUAUGGAGUGUGGAAAGAACUUCAGUCAGAGUGGAGACCUUAGAAAACAUCAACGAACUCACACAGGAGAGAAACCAUUUAAAUGCAUGGAGUGUGGAAACAGCUGCAGUCAGAGUGGAGUCCUUAGAAGACAUCAACGGACUCACACGGGGGAGAAACCAUUUGAAUGCAUGGAUUGUGGAAAGAGCUUCAGUCACAGUGGAGGCCUUAGAAUUCAUCAACGGACUCACACGGGGGAGAAACCAUUUAAAUGCAUGGAGUGUGGAACGUGCUUCAGUCAGAGUGGAAGCCUUAGAAGACAUCAACGGACUCACACGGGGGAUAAACCAUUUAAAUGCAUGGAGUGUGGAACGUGCUUCAGUCAGAGUGGACUCCUUAGAAGUCAUCAACGGACUCACACGGGGGAGAAACCAUUUGAAUGCAUGGAUUGUGGAAAGAGCUUCAGUCACAGUGGAGGCCUUAGAAGUCAUCAACGGACUCACACAGGAGAGAAACCAUUUAAAUGCAUGGAGUGUGAAACAUGCUUCAGUCAGAGUAGACUCCUUAGAAGUCAUCAACAGACUCACACGGGGGAGAAACCAUUUAAAUGCAUGGAAUGUGGAAAGAGCUUCAGUCGCAGUGGAAACCUUAGAAUUCAUCAACAGACUCACACAGGAGAGAAACUAUUUACCUGCAUGGAGUGUAGAAAGAGCUUCAGUCGUAAUGGACACCUUAGAAUUCAUCAACGGACUCACACAGGAGAGAAACCAUUUGAAUGCAUGGAAUGUGGAAGGAGCUUCAGUCACAGUGGAGGCCUUAGAAUUCAUCAACGGACACACACGGGAGAGAAACCAUUUAAAUGCAUGGAAUGUGCAAAGAGUUUCAGUCGCAGUGGAAACCUUAGAAUUCAGCUACAGACUCACACGGGGGAGAAACCAUUUAAAUGUAUGGAGUGUGGAAAGAGCUUCAGUCAGAGUGGAAAUCUUAGAAUCCAUCAACGGACACACAGAGGAGAGAAACCAUUUAAAUGCAUGGAGUGCGGAAUGUGCUUCAGUUGGAGUGGACUUCUUACAAAACACCAACAAACUCAUAUAGGGGAAGAAACAAACCAUUUAAAUACAUGGAGUGUGGGAAGAGGAGAGGAUAAACAAUUUGAAAGUAUGGAGUGUGGAAAGAACUUCAGUCAGAGUGGAGACCUUAGAAAACAUCAACGAACCCACACUGGGGGUAAACCAUUUAAAUGCAUGGAGUGUGGAAACAGCUUCAGUCACAGUGGAAGCCUUAGAAGACAUCAACGGACUCACACAGGGGAUAAACCAUUUAAAUGCAUGGAGUGUGGAAUGUGCUUCAGUCAGAGUGGAGUCCUUAGAAGUCAUCAACGGACUCACACGGGGCAGAAACCAUUUAAAUGCAUGGAGUGUGGAAUGUGCUUCAGUCAGAGUGGAGUCCUUAGAAGUCAUCAACGGACUCACACGGGGCAGAAACCAUUUAAAUGCAUGGAGUGUGGAAUGUGCUUCAGUCACAGUGGAAGCCUUAGAAUACAUCAACGGACUCACACAGGGGAGAAACCAUUUAAAUGCAUGGAGUGUGGGACGUACUUCAGUCACAGUGGGAGCCUUAGAAAUCAUCAACGGAUUCACACGGGGGAGAAACCAUUUAAAUGCAUGGAUUGUGGAAAGAGCUUCACUGAUAGUGGAACAUUUAGAAAUCAUCAGCGGAUUCACACGGGGGAGAAACCAUUUAAAUGCAUGGAGUGUGGAAAGAGCUUCAGUCGGAGUGGACACCUUAGAAGUCAUCAACGGACUCACACAGGGGAAAAACCAUUUAAAUGCAUGGAGUGUGGAAACAGCUUCAGUGAAAAUUCACACCUUAGAAGACAUCAACGGACUCACACAGGGGAUAAACCAUUUAAAUGCAUGGAGUGUGGAAAGAGCUUCAGUCGGAGUGGAGGCCUUAGAAUUCAUCAACGGACUCACACAGGAGAGAAACCCUUUAAAUGUAUUGAAUGUGGAAAGCGCUUCAGUAACAGUGGACAUCUUAGAAUUCAUCAACGGAGUCACACGGGGGAGAAACCAUCUAAAUGCAUGGAGUGUGGAAAGAGCUUCACUAAUAAUGGAAACCUUAGAAUUCAUCAACGGAUUCACACAGGGGAGAGACCAUUUAAAUGCAUGGUGUGUGGAACGUGCUUCAGUAGGAGUGGGAGCCUUAGAAUUCAUAAACGGAUUCACACAGGAGAGAAACCAUUUAAAUGCAUGGAAUGUGGAAUGUUCUUCAGUUGGAGUGGACUUCUUACAAAACACCAACAAACUCAUAUAGGGGAGGAAACCAUGUAAGUGCUAGGGAAGUAGUUAGUACGAAAUGCUUUUCCAAAACAUCUACGGAAUUCCAUGGGGUGGAACCAUUUAGAGCGCAGAACAUGUUUCUCUCUGAAUUGACACUUUCCUUCACAUCAGUAACAGGAAUUCAAUCUUAAAUGCAUGCAGCAUAUAUGAACUUUCGUAGUUUAUAUGUAACGUUGUUUAGACAUGUAUUUAAAGUAAUGAAGGUAACAUUUCACAAUAGUAAGCAUAAUGAAAUAUUUAAUGUAUUGUUAGAUAAGGAGGGGCAGUAUGUAAGUCUGGAGUGUUGCUGCUGAAUGGGGAGUGAGCUGGUUUUGGUGUUUGGUGGAAGGAGUUGGAAAUGUUUGUAUCUGGGAAUGGAGAGUUGCACAAAGUGGAGCUGAGAUUGGUGGUGUUGCUUUGGAAGCAGAGUUAGUUAGAUUAAUAUUAUAGGAACAGCAACAUAACUCUCCCACUGUUAUAAUUGCACUAAUGGAAUCAUGACACAGAAAGAUUGAAAGCACCUACCGGUACUAUACAGUAUGCCCAAGUUAAUCUUGAAACCCUCACCUUUUCCUUUGAUUUAGAGAUAUACUAGCUGGCCCUGCCACACCUUGCAGUGGCUAAUCGCUGUGACUGCCCCAUCCAUGUCCUAUUCUGUUCCUCCCCCCACCCCGCUCAUCCCUGUGAAUCCCCAACUCUGUCCUGACCUACAUCCAGUCCCCUCCUCCCCCCAACCCCCACCCAGGCAAGUCAGUACCUCCAUUUGGCCUAGAGGAGGAGGAGGAGGAAGAGGAGUGGGCGGGAUUAUGGCAAUAUUUGCCAUCUGUUCCUUUGAUGUCAACUUGAGGGCGCAAUAUUUAGACUUUUUUUUACAGAGAAAAUCACGUUUUUAGGUGUGUUAGGGGUGGGAUCUUAUGAAUCUAAGGUUCUGCAAACACUCUCGUAUUGGCAAGGAACGGUGUGUCCAAAUUUGUGCGGAAUCGGUCAAGCGGUUUCCAAGAACCCAUGGCCGCCCUCCCACGGCUGCCGCUUCGUCGGGCGCUCCACUGAGGGCAGCGGGCGCCCGGGAGAAGGCCGUGAUUCGGCCUCUUUCUGCGGCAGCGGCAAAGGAAGCUGCCUCCUACUUGCGCAGUGAGGCGCUUGUGAGCAGCGGUUGGCAGAGGGGUGGGGGGGUGGGGAGAGAGAGUGUGUGUGUGUGUGUGCGUGCAGUCUCUGCGUCCAAUCCCUGUGUCUGUGGGGCACAUGCGCAGUAGCGCGGACACAGGGACACAGGGAACUGGACGCAGAGGCACAGGGACUUUAUUAUAUAGGAUUGUGCAUAGAUAUAUUUGGUGGCAGGAGAAAUAAAAGGGGUGUUUAGUGGCAUAAGCAGGAAAGGCUCUGUUCCUAGCUGCACUUCUUGCAUGAGGAGGGAAGGGGGCACAGGGAAGAAGGGGCCGUACCAGAGCAUCUGAAAGCAAUGUGCUGAUGGGGGCAUGGUGACACAAGUGCGUGUAGAGUGCUAUCCCCAAAAAGGCACAGGGGAGAAACAAUAUGGAUGAGUAUAGUGCGGAAGGCAGGUCCCAAACCGAGAGCGCUGAGGGUCAACUUCCUCCAAAUCCACCAGCUGCCCCAAGACAGGAGCCACCUCUGGGCCCUGAGGGUGGAAAGCCUCCCCUCCACCUUUGCAAAAGGACAUGAUCCGAGGGACUCCUUCUUACAGCAGACCACAAUGCACUAUCAUGUACUGGCUGGAUGCAGAGGAGGGGGGAGACCACUCUUUUCGCUCUCCUAAAUCUUCCACCCUUCCUGCUUCAUUGGAUUCCAUGAGUUCUAGUUUUAUGAGGGGGUGGAGCUUUUCUCUAUCCUCUUUCUCCCUGCUAUCUGAUCAGUCGCUCCUUCCUCAUCUUCUCUCCAAACUAAAAGGUCCCAAAUGCUGAACUGUGCACAGUACUCCAAAUGUGUUCACGCCAUAGAUAUGCACGACUCCCUUAGGAUAGUAGCAGGUGUGUGUUUUGCUAAAUGCAAAAUGGUUCUUUUAUUAGAUUCAGAAGCAAUGCAUGUGCAAGUGAGUGAGAAGUUGUACAGAUUUUGUUCUAAACAGCAAUAAAUAUAUACAUUAUCAUCUCAAGCUACCUGGACUGCUGCUAUUGCUGCUCUUGUGAGUGCAUGCGAAGACUGCUCCCUCCUUCAGCCAACUCCAUCAGGCCUAGGGGGCAGGGCCCACACUCACACAUACUCUGAGCAGCUCUUUGCAGCAAGUGGCGAAAAUGAUUUUAAAUGCUUUAAGUGUUCUUUAUUUGCUACACCUUGAAUGGUGGUUUUUUAUGAUAUAUUAUUUUAUUAUUUACUUUCUGUUUGGGGUAGGACAAAUGUUUAGUUGGGGUGGGGAGUAGUUUAACUUUAGCAUAAUUGUUUCUUGUCUUGUUUCUAUUUUAUUAUUAUGUUAAGUUAUUGUAUAGUUUGUAUUUUGCUUUUUAAGGGGAAAGGAUCAGGGCUGCCUGCAAUGCAGGAAUCUCAACUCAAACAUCUAAGACAGAUGGCGGCCCUCCAACCUCUGCUUAAAAGCCUCCAAGGAAGGAGAGUCCACCCCCUUCUGAGGGAGAUCGUUCCACUGUCAAAUUGCUCUUAACUGACAGAAUGUUCUUCCUGACAUUUAGUCGGAGUUGCCUUUCUUGUAACUUGGAUCCCAUGGUUUGGGUUGAUCCAAAGAGGCUUCCCCUCCUCUGCCACCUCAUGCAUUCAACUGGAGGUGUCUGGUGUUGGAGCUGGGACCCUCCUUGCAAGACACAGGCUGCCCCAGAAGCCCUGCCAUGCUAGCAGUCACUAGGUGCUCCAUCAGCAGAAACCUUGAAUUGAGGUUACUGCCUUGCAUAAAGUUUAUUUUAUCCCCGCAGCAGCCUUGGUUCAACCUUAACAAAGGUCCUUCCUGCAUCCAGCCCAAGUUCAAACACCAGCCCCUAUUUUAUAAAGGCACCCAUAAUGAUGACACUGGACUACCGUUUAGGGUUGUUGUAAGUUACUGUUCCAAACCCCACAAAUCCAGUCUACUUUGCAGGGCUGUUGUAAUGCAGACACCCUACUAUGCCAUGUCCCUGCCUCCCCCAUGUUGUGAAAUGGGUGUAAACAUGACCAUAUCCCCCUCCCCCGUGUUAUAGGAAAAUCCUUGAGCUCACUUGGAUGACCAAACAAAGACACCAGCCAGGAAUAGUGGAGCAAAACAGCAGCCAGUGGGCCUGGUCUUUAUUCAAAAGACUCUUGCAACAGGACUUCCACCUACCACAUGGGAGAAGCUGGAAGAAGCCCAGAACAAAGGAUGGCUCCCACUUUAAUCAGUUUUAUAAAUUCAG
This is a messenger RNA of Zootoca vivipara (common lizard), 8446 nucleotides long. Lineage: Eukaryota; Metazoa; Chordata; Lepidosauria; Squamata; Lacertidae. The record is from RefSeq and is a predicted model, not a curated record.